Brachypodium distachyon (stiff brome) is the source of this 2966-nucleotide messenger RNA. Its product is annotated as oligopeptide transporter 7. Lineage: Eukaryota; Viridiplantae; Streptophyta; Magnoliopsida; Poales; Poaceae. Gene Ontology annotation, biological process: transmembrane transport. The record is from RefSeq and is a predicted model, not a curated record. Gene Ontology annotation, molecular function: oligopeptide transmembrane transporter activity. The transcript is spliced from 7 exons. Bases 132 to 2375 code for a protein of 747 amino acids.
ACUGUCUUUGAUUAUUCGUAGCACACAAAAUUCUGAAAAAAAGAGAGGCAUGGCUUCCCUCCGACCAAUGUAAGCGAAUAAGAAUCAAGGAAAGCAUACACGCUGGGGAAGUAUAGGAGCUUAGAGCAGCCAUGGCGUCCUCCUCCCAGGUACCGCCGCGCCAAGCCCAAGAAGAUGACCACCAACUUGAGCAGCCAUUGAUGUCAUCGCCGUCGGACUGGGAGAACUCGCCGGUGGAGCAGGUGGCGCUGACGGUGCCCGUGGGCGACGACCCAUUGACGCCGGUCCUCACCUUCCGGACAUGGGUGCUCGGCACGGCCUCCUGCGUCGCGCUCUCCUUCCUCAACGCCUUCUUCGGGUACCGCAAGGAGCCGCUGGAGAUCACGGCCGUGUCGGCGCAGAUCGCCGUGCUGCCCCUCGGCCGUCUCAUGGCGGCGCUCCUCCCCUCUAGAGCCUUCUUCUCCGGCAGGCGCUACGAGUUCACCCUCAACCCGGGGCCGUUCAACAUGAAGGAGCACGUGCUCAUCACCAUCUUCGCCAACGCCGGUGCCGGCUCCGUCUUUGCCAUCAACGUAGUCACCGCCCUCCGUGUCUUCUAUGCCAUGAAGAUCACCUUCUUCGUCUCCCUCCUCAUCGUCCUCACCAGCCAGGUGAUGGGUUUUGGGUGGGCUGGCAUAUUCCGGCAGUAUCUGGUGGAGCCGGCGGCGAUGUGGUGGCCGUCCAACCUUGUGCAGGUCUCCCUUUUCAGGGCACUUCAUGAGAAGGAACAAAGGAGCAAAGGUGGCAUGACACGCAAUCAGUUCUUCAUACUGGCAUUUGUGUGCAGCUUCGCCUACUACAUCUUCCCAGGGUACCUAUUCCAGAUGCUCACUUCCCUCUCAUGGAUCUGUUGGAUCUUCCCCAACUCUGUGGUUGCCCAACAACUUGGUUCAGGCAUGCACGGCCUUGGCAUAGGUGCAAUUGGACUUGAUUGGUCAUCUAUCUCCUCAUACCUCGGGAGCCCUCUCGCCAGCCCCUGGUUUGCCACUGCAAACGUUGCGGCAGGCUUCGUCAUCUACAUGUACAUAAUCACCCCCGUCACCUACUGGUUUAAUGUCUACAAGGCACAGAACUUCCCUAUAAUUUCAGACGGACUCUUCACUGGGACCGGUCGGAAGUACAACAUCUCGACCAUUAUAGACUCGCAGUUCCACUUUGAUAUGAAUGCCUAUGAGAAGAACGGUCCACUUUACAUAAGCACCUUCUUUGCUGUCAGCUAUGGCCUUGGUUUUGCAUGCCUUACAGCGACUCUUGUCCAUGUUAUCCUUUUCCAUGGAAGUGAAAUUUGGCAGUUAAGCAAAUCAGCUUUCCAGGAGAAAAAAGUGGACAUACAUACAAAGCUUAUGAGGAGAUACAGGCAGGUCCCUGAAUGGUGGUUCAUCUGUAUCCUUGUGGCCAGUAUUGCCAUCACCAUGUUUACCUGUGAGUCCUACAUUGAGCAGCUGCAGUUACCCUGGUGGGGGGUACUGCUGGCAUGUGCCCUUGCCAUUUUCUACACGCUUCCGAUAGGAAUUAUCACAGCAACAACAAACCAGACUCCAGGCUUGAAUAUCAUCACGGAGUACAUCAUGGGGUACGUGUACCCUGGACGACCUGUUGCUAACAUGUGUUUCAAGGUAUAUGGCUACAUUGGCCCGCGUCAAGCUCUAGCAUUUUUGCAAGACUUCAAGCUGGGUCACUACAUGAAGAUCCCCCCCAGAACCAUGUUUAUGGCUCAGGUCGUGGGAACUAUAAUAGCAGCAUUUGUGUACCUUGGGACAGCAUGGUGGCUCAUGGACACAAUCCCCAAUAUCUGCAACACCGAGCUCCUCCCAGCAGGAAGCCCUUGGACCUGCCCUUACGAUCAUUUAUUCUACGAUGCAUCAGUCAUAUGGGGCCUUAUUAGUCCACGCAGAAUAUUCGGCGAUUUAGGCACUUACUCUGCUAUCAACUGGUUCUUCUUGGGGGGUGCUGUUGCUCCCCUCCUUGUGUGGCUUGCACACAAGGCAUUCCCAGGCCAGAAAUGGAUCUUACUCGUCAACAUGCCAGUGCUGCUUGGUGGAAUCAGCCAUAUGCCUCCUGCCACUGCAGUCAACUACACAGCAUGGAUAUUCAUCGCGUUUUUGUCAGGCUACAUGGUCUAUAAGUAUCGGCGUGACUGGUGGGAGAGACACAAUUACCUGCUUUCAGGUGCCCUUGACGCUGGUUUGGCGUUCAUGGCUGUUUUGAUCUAUGUAUGCCUAGGACUAGAGAACAUCAGUUUGAACUGGUGGGGCAAUGAUCUGGAUGGGUGUCCUCUAGCUUCUUGCCCCACUGCGAAGGGUAUAAUUGUAGAGGGGUGUCCGGUGCAUCACUAAGAAUCUUGGCUCAUGCAUGACAGCUCUGGGGAUAAAGCACGUGCAACGAUCAAUCAAGCCUGUAGGGAUGAUAGGUUUUUCUGUUGCGUGCAAUUCUUCAAAUUUUAAUGAAGAUACAGAACAGGAAGGAAAAGAAAGGUCCAAAUACGCUUAGAAUGGAUAGGUUGCUGGGUGCAUUGAAGUACAAAAGGAGCAAGGUAGAUGAUGCAUUACUCUAUUAUAGGAUCAUUCAUGGGAAUUAUUUCUUAGUUGCUGUGCGGAACAAACAGAAAUGCAUUUAAGACAACAGUUAACCUGAAAAACAGUGGCCAUAAAUCAAUAGCAAUACAUGUCAUACAAAUCAAUAUCUAAAAUCCAAUAGCUGCACAUCACAGUUGGAUGCGAAAUUAACAUUAGAAUUCCACAUUCCUGGGGAACAAAUAAUGUUGGGAUUCAAUAUUUGCCUUGUACUACAACAUGUAUCAGCCCACACAUUACUUUUUGUUUUGCCUAAGGAAAGGUGGGAAAGAAAAAGGAUAUAUUUGCAAAGUACUGUAAUUUUGUGUGUAUGUAACCUCUGUGUAGGCAACAGCAUGAUGAAUCGCACGAAAA